AUGCCAUUACAACCAACCACCACCCACCACCCAUCACAACCACCCGCCUCCACCAUCCAUCACCACCACCCCCACCACCGUCACCUUUCACCACCAACCAUCACCUCUUAUCCCUGCCUCCACAACCCACCACCACCCCACCAAUCACCCGCCAAAACCAACAUACACCAUUACCACCGUCACCACCAACCACCACCCACCCAUCACCACCACCUAUCACCUUCACCCGUCUCCACCACCCAUCACUACCACUCGCCACCACCACCUGCCACCCAUAAUAAUUACCACCCUACAUAUCACCCCCACCACCGUUCACCACCACCACCACCUACCACCUAA
Lactuca sativa (garden lettuce) is the source of this 339-nucleotide messenger RNA. The record is from RefSeq and is a predicted model, not a curated record. NCBI's taxonomy places the organism in Eukaryota, Viridiplantae, Streptophyta, Magnoliopsida, Asterales, Asteraceae.